UACAUUAUAUAAUAUUUUAAAAUUUCCAUAUUGGUAGUGGAAUAUCGGAACACAUCCAUAAUCGGCAGAUUGACAAUGGUGUAAAAAAAGAAUCAGGGAAGGAAUUUGACCUGUUCUAUUAUGUGGUACGAUGUCGACAUUGCCAUCUAACGGGAGGAAACGGCGUCACCAACUAAUCCCGACAUGAUUCUUUGUGUUAUCGACAUAAAUAUCUGAAUGUUUUAGGUUAUAAUGCAGCGUUAAUUUUCUAAUUUGCAAUUUAAGUUUGCCAUUUGCCAUCCGUCCGUAAGGGAGUAUGUAUACGCGUUUACGAUGCAACAUAUCGAUGCGUAUUUUUACGAAAAUAUAGCGCUUUCGUCAUCGGAAAACGGUCAGUGCAGCGUCAAUAUGUUUUGCAUCACGGGCGUAAACUCACAUCCACAUGCCUUCAGCAUCACGAGCAACUCGUAACGAUUUCUCGCCACGUACCUGCAUUAGUGCGUGUAUUCUUUUACACGAAGCUGAGAAAUAUUUUCCGGAUUAUAUCGAUGUAUUAUUUAGUCGACCAAUCAACACUGACGCGCCUGCGCAUGCUCCUCUCUCUCUCUCUCUCUCUCUCUCUCUCUCUCUCUUUCUCCCUCUGUCUUUCUUCGUCAUUUGGGUCGUCACAUAUUUGAGAAUUAACACUGAACUUGUCGAUGUACACCAUAAUUGUAUAUUCUUAUCGCGAAGACAAUGAAGAGCAACAAUACACUCGCGUUAUUACACGUUGAAACGUACUUUCGGCUCGUAGACGGAGUUAGAGUUAGUGAAUGCUGUGGGCGUAAAAUCUGGCUGAGCAUUCAGCAACGCGCUUAAAUCGCGUCACGAUUCGCGCCAAAAAGCACAAGCAUGUCUCUCAGCGUGUAUCGAUCGUGUUCACGUCGUCGCGUUUACGAGCGCUUGCAAAUGGAUUCGAAAGUAACAAACUGUCGCGACUCCGUAGCUGCCGAGUCGCCCGAAAUGCAGGAAAUCACGUCGAAUCGUUGUUAUUGUAAAAUACUUGUCGCUCAGAAUCGUAACAAGCGCGGUAGGCGCCCCUGGCUAGUCAGUCAAUUUGUAACUUUUAAUAUUCCGUGAUACGCAUUGCCUGCAACUGCAUAUUCUUUAUUAGCAAUAUUCGCCGGUAAAUCAAAUUAUCGGAGAGCACCACUCGAGAUAACUAUACAUUCAGGUAUUCAGUUGACGCGGCUCAACAUGUCUCUCGAAUUACAAAAGUAUACGCGAUAAAACGUAAAUAUGCCAUUGUUGUAUAAUUCUAUAUUCGACAUUUCUUAAUAUUUGAGGUGUGCGAAUGCAACUGACGUGAAAGCGAUAACGGCGGACUGAAUUGACAGCGACCUACUCGAGAAUGGUUGGCCAGCGGGAUGCAUCUGUUUUCUACCUUUUUUCCAUCUUUUUUUUUUCCAUUUAGUGAUUUUAUACCGGACGAUACUCGGAGCUGUGCGGCGCUGCGACACGUUUAUUCAGUCGUCGCCAUGUUUUUUAGCGAACCGAAAAUAUAUUCGACUCCUAUUGAGCGAAAUGUGUUGAAAUAUACUGUCGACCGACGACGACGGUCGACCACGUACCAACGUAAGAACGUAUCUCGCGAAAUAAUCGGUCUCUUCAAAGUUCAUGUCCAAUUGCACACGAUGCACUUGGGUUUUCGUCAAAUCAAUGUUCUCGAGUAUGUUUUGCGCCCUCUUUGUAGGCUGCGGCCCUGAGAGCCGCCCAGUUUGUCAGUUUCUUGCUACGGCUCUGUUCUUGUUAACUAAAGUUACCAACAACUAAAGUUGUAACGUAUCAUCUCUGAUCGUAGUUUUCUCCGAAAGGAAGGAAACGAGAGAGACGUGAGAGGUGUAAAGAGAUCUGGUCAGGAGGAAUCAGACUCAACAGUGUGGAAGAGAUCUCUCGACUUGUAAUUUCCCGGUCAAUUCGCUCGUCUCUGUCCCUCACAUAUCCGUAAAGCAUGCUCGCUUUCUUUCUCGUAGUAAGACACCGAGGAUAUACCCGUUUCGUUUCAAGGGCAGAUAGUGUAAGCGAAAGGUGUAGCUGAAAGGUGCUAGAGAAAGGCAAAGAAUGGAUGAAGAAAUAGUAGUAGAUGAUGUAGAUGAAAAUAGUAGUGCUGAAACGCAGCAGAUGGAUGACUCAACAACACCCGUAGUGCCUCUGCUAUAUAUUCAGCAAAGCAAAGUGCGUUCCAGCCAAACGACAAAUGCAAAUCAAACUCUUGUUACACCUAGUACUCAACUCGCUGCUAUUAUUAAUCCGGUAAACAACCAGAUUGUCACCGGGCAAAAUAAGGUGUUUAUACAAGGUUCAGGUCAGGUUACAACAUCUCAAAGUAAGCAACAUAUUGUAAUUCAUCGUCCCAUGAAUAGUGUGAGCUCCACAACAACACCACAAGCUCAAAAGCACAUAUUACUUAGAAAAUCAACGACAUCUACUGCACAGAUUGUGCCUCUAAAUACAAAUCAAGGGAGCCAAUCCAAUGCACAGACAGGAAAACACACUUUUGCAUAUUUGGGAACUCUCAUUAAACCUAACAAAUCACGGGAAUCUGUUGUUAUACCUGCAGGGGCCCUAACAACGACUCAAAUUACUAAGCCAAAAUUAGUAAUUGCUCCAGUAAUAUCUCAGCUAUCUCAAACAUCAACGAGUACCACAAGUGGUUCUCAGAGUCAGUCUUCUAAACAUAUGGCAAACUUAUUAUUACCAGUGACCAUUCCUCAGCAAAGUGGUUCCACAAAACCUAGCAUGUUUAAUUUGAAAAUUAAUACUGCCACUGGUCCAUUUAAUUCGGAAAACAAGGGAACUAUAACAGUGUUACGUGAAUCGAAAACAUCAAAUUCAACUUCGUUGCCACCACCAUUGCAUCCUAUAGCGAAAAUGAGUUUACUGAAUGCAAAUAAGGGCAGCUCUAAUUCCAUAGAUAGUAUUAAAAUUACCGAAAAUCCAGAUUCAGCUGUUAUUACACCAAUUCCGAAAAAGGAAGACAAUAAUCUGCCAGAGAAGCGAAAAAAGACAAUUAGCAAUAUAUUACGGGGUUCUAGCGAAAAACGAAUGAAGAAACAAAGUCUCCCAAAGUCUCCUCAAGACAGUUUGGUGGAUGUUAAUUACGCGCUAAGUAGUCCGGAAUCCGAAGAUAAAGAUAAGAAAGUUCAAAACGAUGACGACAUUACAUUGAUCAAAGUUGUUCCUGGUGAGGACAAAGUCUCGAAACUCAACACAAAUAUGGAUGACGAUGUGAAAAUUGAAAUUAUUAAAACACCAACGAGUUGUAGCGGUUGUAGCAUUGAAACAGUGGCGGACAAUAAAAACGAAGCGAAGUGUAAUAAUUAUGAUGAAACGAAGGAACACUUAAAUACUCUGCAUCAGAACGAUUCAAUGAAUUUCGAUGCUACCAAAGCUUUAGACUGGAAAGACGGGGUUGGUACUUUACCAGGAAGUAAUUUACAGUUUCGUAUGAAUGAGUUUGGCUUUAUGGAAGUACUAGAUGAAGACGAAAGCAGUAAACAGAAUAAGGAUGGUAUUGGUGACAAAGAAAACGUAUGCUUGACGCAAAAUUCUUCAAAGUCUGGUCCUGGCACGAUUAACAAUGCUAGCGUGGAGAAGAAACCUGAUGAUAAAAAAUCUAGAUCGGUAUCUGCGGAUACGAUGUAUCACUGCGAAGGUUGCGGAUGUUAUGGAUUAGCUGCUGAGUUUGAGAGUCCAAUAUCGUGCGGUCCUUCUUGUACAGAACUGAUAGAGUCUAAAAAACAACCUGCAGGUCGAAAGGAUAAAGAUCUGAAGGACCUACGUGCAAAGAAGAAACGCAAGAGAUUAUUACAAGAACAGCAAUGGAAAGACAUAGAGGAAAAGUCUGAUGAAAAGAUGCAUGACAAGGUCGAGACAGAUGAGGAGAAUACAAUGGCAGGAAUGGAUGACGAGAGCCAAGGAGGAGAUUCGUCUGAGUCUAAGUAUCCUUGGCUAAAAGGGAAGCUUGGUUUCUCAUGGCCAAAGUAUCUUGAUCAUUGUAAGGCGAAAGCAGCGCCAGUUAAGUUAUUCAACAAGGAUCCUUUCCCGUACACUAAAAAUCAAUUCAGAGUAGGAAUGAAAUUGGAAGGAAUAGAUCCGGAACAUCCCUCACGAUACUGUGUUCUGACGAUUGUCGAAGUUGUAGGUUACCGUAUGCGCUUGCACUUCGAUGGUUAUCCAGAGAACUACGAUUAUUGGGUAAAUGCCGAUAGUAUGGACAUAUUUCCUGCUGGAUGGUCCGAGAAGAACGGCCAUCGAUUGGACCCGCCAAAGGGUUACGUACCUAGCAACUUCAACUGGAACGCCUAUCUAAAAGUCUGCAAGGCGACCGCAGCGGCGAAGAACAUAUUUCCGAAUAAAAGUGCGUUGCAGGCUGUCUUCACCACGGGUUUCCGAGUAGGCAUGAAACUAGAGGCGGUAGACAGAAAGCAUUCGUCGUUAGUUUGCGUUGCUAGCAUAGCUGGUUUAAUGGAUUCCCGGAUAUUGGUACACUUCGAUUCUUGGGACGAAGUGUACGAUUACUGGGCUGAUGCAAGCUCGCCUUACAUUCAUCCCGUAGGAUGGUGUCAUCACAACGGUCAUAGUCUGACUCCACCAAAUAAUUAUAGGGAUUCGAAAUCCUUCACUUGGGACGCUUAUCUAAAGGAAACGCGAACGAUGGCUGCACCGGCUAGAGCGUUCAAGCAACGGCCGCCUUGUGGCUUCAAACGUGGUAUGAAGUUGGAAGCGGUCGAUAAGCGGGUGCCACAGUUAAUCAGAGUGGCAACGGUUGAAGAUGUUAAAGAUCACAUGUUGAAAAUACGGUUCGACGGUUGGCCCGAAAGUCACGCUUAUUGGGUGGAUGACGACUCGCCCGAUAUUCAUCCUGUGGGUUGGUGUAUGAAGACAGGUCAUCCAUUGGAACCGCCACUUACGCCAGAUAAUUUGAACGAUCGCCCAGAAUGCGGUACAUACGGCUGUCGAGGUAUAGGGCAUAUAAAAGGGCCAAAAUUUGCGACACAUAACUCCGCAUCCGGUUGCCCAUAUUCACCUCAAAAUUUACAUAAAUUAAGGCAGAUGUCUGACAGACUUAAUUUCGCAAAGCAUGAGGCGUGUGACUUUGAGGAUGAUAUGCAGGAUAAGUCAAGGCUAGAAAAGAUUGACAAAAUAAAAAUGGAAAAACUCGACAAGCCCGAUAAACUUUUAUUCCCGGACGACAGGAUAUUGUUGAUGGACAAAGAGAUUAAACAAGAAGAUGGAGAUUCAUCGGAUAAAAACGACAAAAGUGAAAAUAGAUCAGAAAAUUCAGAAAAGUCUUGCAAGUCUAAUGGCCAAACAGAUGAUGAUGAAGUCCCAAGGAAACGAAAAAAGAGACGUCAUGUCUCCGAAGAGCAAUUGUUUUCCGUUUCAAAUUCUACGUACAGCGAUUUGCAGUGGAAUCCUACCCCGUAUGCUACAGGCAUGCCAGAUAAACAACUGCGUAAGGAAUUGUAUCAAUCUGUUUAUAAUCCAGGAUACAAUCCGUUACCAGAGGCGCCACAUGUAUGGGCGAAACAUAGUAAUGCCUUAAAUAGAGUAGUAGCUAAGCAGAACACAAAUCCGCGAAGAUGGUCCAAUGAGGAAGUCACUAAAUUUAUACAAAGUGUUCCUAAUUGUAAGGAUAUCGCUCCGGUCUUCAGAAAGCACAAUAUCGACGGAGAGGCAUUUUUAAUGUUGACGCAGGAGGAUUUGAUGUCGUUAUUAGAUCUACGGCUAGGACAUGCUAUCAAAUUGUACAAUAGUAUAGUUCUAUUGCGGCAACGAGCGACAUAAAUAACGCAAUGUGAGAAAGAUGCAUGAGAUUGACUUAUAAUACGCAGUGCAUAGCUGCCAUUAUAGAGUCUGUUUAGUGCAUAUUUAUUUGAAAUACUAUUAAGUACGGCAUAUAUGCCAAAUAAAUAUUUAUUUAAAAUUCUCUGAUUUCGUCGAUCGGUGCGACAGCGAAAGGUUAUUGCAAAACUUAAACGCUUAUAUGCAUAUCCGUUUAAUUUUUUUAUAUUUGCCAUAGGAUCAUUACAAAUUUAAACAUUUUCGGCAGACUUGGCUACUUAGACUCAGUUUUUGUAAGAUAUUUCUUGUAGCAGAAAUAUUUUUCACGGACUAAGUUUCUUACGAGAAUGUUUCAAUUUAAAAUAUCUUGUGGUAUAUCAAUUCCAGUAAUGCCUGACACAUACGACUUGCAGUAAUUGUAAGUACUUAUAAUUAUAUGUAAUUUCCUCAUAUGAGACAAGUGCAUUGAAUCAUGUACAAAUGUAAAUACAAUUUUAAUUAUUAAGUAUUGUAAUAAAGCGAUUUAAGCAAUCUUUUCACCCACUUCUGUCGCAUGUUUACGAAAUUAGGAAUUAGUAAUAACAAAUCAUGUUUAUCAUCUCACACAUUGCGUGACGCGUUGUAAAAAGCUAAAGAAAAGAAUAUCGAUGUUCGAUACGCGUGUUUGAGGGGAUCUGCGGACAAUUUCCUGGUCGAGAAGCCCGACUGAAGGUAUUACCGACAGUAUGAUUCUGUAGUACUACGCGAGAGAAUACAAUAGAGUCGGGCAGUAUAUGUUAAAAUUUGAUCAAUUUAUAAUUUCGUUUCGUCACAUGUUGACACAAAAAACAUGUUUUUAAAUUUUAAGAAUUUGGACAUUAAGUUAAUCAUAGAUGCUUUGUAAAGUUAUACUGUGGUGCCGAUAAUCAUAAGAGAUUAUUCAAUAUCUCACGGAAUUGCUGAAUCUUUUUUCAAAUAAAUCUCUUUCUCUCUUUUACUCUCUCUUUUUUUGAGAGACAUGACAGCUAUAGGAAUCAUAUACUCUACAAUGGCAUCGAUGGUUAUAUAUUAAAUAUAUAUACUUUUUAUACGCAGAACUUUGAGAAAUAUUGACGUCCAAUUUUAUAUAGAUGAAUUCAACUUCCACCAGUUUUGCUAGUAAGAUAAAACAGAUCGAUUACUAUCGAUUACUAUCGAUUACUUUCGUCCAUAUCUUUAGCGAAUUUUGUAGUUUAAUAUUG
Harpegnathos saltator (Jerdon's jumping ant) is the source of this 7025-nucleotide messenger RNA. It is a transcript of the gene l(3)mbt, whose product is annotated as lethal (3) malignant brain tumor. The coding region runs from base 2080 to 5808 and encodes 1242 amino acids. The record is from RefSeq and is a predicted model, not a curated record. Gene Ontology annotation, molecular function: chromatin binding; histone binding; zinc ion binding. Gene Ontology annotation, biological process: negative regulation of DNA-templated transcription. Gene Ontology annotation, cellular component: nucleus. The transcript is spliced from 17 exons. NCBI's taxonomy places the organism in Eukaryota, Metazoa, Arthropoda, Insecta, Hymenoptera, Formicidae.